AUGAAUGAAGAAUGGAAACAAGUGGUUGCAUUGAACAAUGCAGGCACUCACCACUUUUUUGCUGAGAAUUUUCCUGAAGCAAUCUCGUUCUUCGAAAAGGCUGUCAUCGAAGCCAAGGCUACCCUCUUGAAAUACCAGUCAAAUACAUCACCAAAGGCUUUCAAUCGAACGGACCCACACGCUCAAGGUGAAGAUUGCGAAGAAUCAAAGAUACAAUUAGAGCUGCGAGAUAGAGACGACUGCUCUAGCCUUGACAACGAUGAAAAUCUUGUAUCUCGAUGCUGCAUUUGGAUAUCCGAAUCCACCGAAGGGCCCUUCUCGAUGCAGGAUUGCACAACCUUUGCAAUGAGCUCAGUUUACAAUCUUGGCGUAACAUACCACUUGGUUGGACUACACCAGGGUUCUCGUCCAUUUCUAGAAAAAGCCAACCGGUACUACGGUUUGGCAUCGCAGCUGUUUUCACAGGUUCAAUUGAGGUGCGAUGGUAGCCGCCUUUCAAUGCAUCUACUGAACAACUGGGCUACACUGCAUCGUUCAUUGGGAGACCAAUUCAUGUCAAGACAGCUCCUGCGACAGCUCUUUUGUCUGGUAUCUCACCAUGUAGAUCUUGGGUGGGUUUCGGCAGAAGGGCAUCAUCAGUCCAAUCUCUUCUUGAGAAAUCUUCUGGUUUUGCUUUAUCCCCCGCAUACCGCCGGUGCUGCUUAG
Molecule: messenger RNA, 705 nt
Organism: Cylindrotheca closterium
Lineage: Eukaryota; Bacillariophyta; Bacillariophyceae; Bacillariales; Bacillariaceae
Source: the annotation of a GenBank genome assembly